AUGCAAGUACAAAAUGUCGGCCGCACAAAAACGGCAACGCCGAAAAGUCUCGACGACAUCAACUCUGUCCCAGAGAUACGGGAACAGCUUUUCGCCACGUUCAUGGGUGCUUACUUCCCUGCUUGCAUGGAUGGAGACACCCAUGUGGACUCUUGGCGAUACCUCAUCUCAAGCUUCGAAGUAUUACCGCACAAGACCACGAUGCUUCAGCGCGCACUCUCGGCGAUUUGCUGUGUGUACAUCGGUCGGAUUAAUAGUGAUGAUCGUCUAUCUCAUCACGGCAUUCAACUUUAUAAUUCUUCGAUGCGGUCUAUGUCAAAGAUGCUUUGCACGAAAACUCACAGUGAAGAAUCCCUUUACGCUACUGUCAUCUUCCAAAUGAUUGAGAAAUGCAUAGCGGUGAAAAAGACGACCGGCCCAAGCGGUCAUGAUGUUCACGGCUGUGGGAAUGGCUUCGAUCCCUGGGUAUUCCAUAUGCAGGCAAUGAGGAGUCUACUUCUAGAAAAUCAAGACAAACUAAGCGUCAACCCGCUAAUGAACGCUGUUUCCAGCAGCUAUGCAAAACUAGCAAUAAUAUAUGGCAUUUUGGCAGUCAGAGGGCCCGGGGAUGACAAUACUCACCUGAUAAACCCAUGCCCUCGGACACCUUUAGACGACCUAUUCGACAUGUUUCUCACAGGUCGAUCUCUCCUUGACACGAUCGAAAUCAUGAACACAUUACCCCUCGAUGACCCAAAAGUUAGCUCAAAAGCCUGUUUUGCGUUACUCCAAACCAUAGUGGAAUACCGUGACCGAAUGACAUCUUGGUAUGCCGAAAAAGAAGCUCUCAUUGGGGGCCCUCCGGUAGUCUGCGAAGCGAAAAACACAAAGUUAUUCAAUCAAACACUGCUCGAGGAAAACCCCUUUGGCUCAUUCUACCGGUUUACUUCAUUGGACAAUGCCAGAAUUCACAUCCUUUAUUGGACAGCCAUGAACUUCGCCCACACGCUUGUCUACAGAGCGCAGAUUAUGGUUGUAUCUGCCAAUCGCGCAAUUUUCCCUGCUGAUCAUUUCCCCACCGACCCGUCAAGCUAUGAGUCGUUCGUUAUGGCGAGUUAUUAUACCGACCAGGUUUGUCGGGCCAUUCCCUACUGCAUGCAGCCGAUGCAUCGGAUAUGGGGCACGCACAUUGUUUUUGGAACACUUGGCAAUGUCUUCAGAACCUAUAUCCAACGACUGAGCCGGGAGAAAUUUCUCUGGUGUCAGCGUGUUCUGGAGGUUGCUGGGGCGCUUGGUUUAGGGAUGGCUUUCUAUUUUACUGGUGUCGCGAACAGGGAAUGGGCUGCUAUGGAGGAUGCAGCAGAGUCAAUGGUUCGAACCCCAACAUAUGCGUCAAGUCCAGAUGAGAAUUACUCUCUGGAUGAUCUGAUUGAUUCGAGUUCCCCGCUUUCUAGCGAUUAUUUCUCGAAACCUGCCAGUGUGGAUUUCCAAGUCGAUUUUAGAGAGCUGCCCGAGCUACCAUUUGAGGAGGUCUGUUUAGAGCUUUGA
Molecule: messenger RNA, 1527 nt
Organism: Penicillium manginii
Lineage: Eukaryota; Fungi; Ascomycota; Eurotiomycetes; Eurotiales; Aspergillaceae
Exons: 3
Coding region: 1-1527 (508 amino acids)
Source: RefSeq, a predicted model, not a curated record